AUGUCUAUUAAGAAGUGCUGUCAGUCUCUUCAACAAUUAUGGGAAGAUAUUUCAUCAGUUUUCGUUAAUUUUGUGGAAAGAAUAUUCUUCGUACUUGGUGUUGGUAUAGCGAAACAUCCAUGGAGAACAAUAAUAAUAGCAUGGGCUGUUGUGCUCUUAAGCUGUUUUGGUUUAUUCAGAUUUUACAUCGAAAAGAAUCCCUUCAAACUCUGGGUACCACCUGAUUCAGAUUUUUUUAAGGACACCAAUUGGUAUAUAGAUAAAUUUGGAACUACAUUUAGGUUUCAGAAAAUUCUUGUGACUGCAGACAAUGUUCUGGAACCAGAACUUUUUAAAACAAUCCUAAACAUUACAAAUGAAGUGAAUUCUCUGACUAUAACUUAUAAAUCUGAGACUUAUACAAUGGAAGAUUUCUGUUACAAAGUUCCUGUUGUAAACUUUUAUAGCACAAAUUCGAAAAGUGGAUCUGAAACUGGUGUAAAGGCACGUAGGGCAGUGUCAAAAAAUAAAAAAAGUGACAGUGAAUAUAGUGAUCCAACUCUAUGGGUUGAUGAUGAAUUUUAUUGUGGGUUUAUAGAUAAUUUUGCAUUAACUUGUCUUCAGUACAAUGUUUUAGACAUAUGGAAGAGUAAUUCAGAUGUAAUUAACAAUAUAACAAAAGAUGAUAUUAUUACGUCGGUUAAUCAAGUGAAAGUGAAUCCCUUAUCAGGUCAUCCUAUAGAUUAUACUAAGUUAUUAGGUGGUGUAAAAUAUAACAGCACUGGGCACAUAGUAUCCGCAGAAGCAUUGUUAUUUACUUGGUAUACACAAGUCAAUAUGUCUGACGAGGAAAUGAAUGAAGUGGGUAAUUUAGUAGGUACUGAAGAAUGGCAAUCAGUUUCAUUGAGCAUGUGGGAGAAUGAAUUUUUAAAGAAGAUGAAAGAGUUAACUUCUGUAGUUAAAGGAGUGAACUUAUUUUAUGAGGCAGGCAGAAGUUUUGCUGAUGUAAGUGGAGAAACCAUGUUCCAAGAUAUGGAUAAAUUGUUUAUUGGUAUUGUAAUGAUGUUUAUUUAUACACUUAUAGCAGUGUCUAGGUUUAAUUGGCUAGAAAUAAAAUUAACACUAGCUGGUGUAGGUUUAUUGAGUGUAGGGAUGGCUUAUGUAACUGCAGUUAGUUGGUGUUCACUCUUCGGAGUGCCAUUUGGUCCUGUUCAUACAUCAUUACCAUUUCUUUUAAUGGGGCUAGGAAUUGAUGACAUGUUUGUGAUGAAUGCCUGCUGGAAAAUGGUCACAAGUACAAAGUCUACAAAAAGUUUUCCAGUGAAAGUGGGCCUUAUGUUAAAGCAUGCAGGGGUGUCUAUUGUGAUCACAUCAUUUACUGAUGUUGUUGCCUUAUUAAUUGGUGCCAUAACAAUUUUGCCCUCCUUAAAAUCGUUUUGCAUAUAUGGUGCUGCAGGUGUGUUCUUUAUCUUCUGUUACUCUGUAACAUUUUAUGUAGCAAUUUUCUCAUUAGACUUAAGGAGAAUAGAGGAUAAUAGAAAUGGUAUAUUAUUUUGUUACACACAUAAAAGUCCAGUUUCUGUAGCAGAGGACAAAACAAAAAUCCACAAGUUUUUGUCUGCUUUUUAUAAGAAAAUAAUUUUUACUAAACCGGGUAAAACAAUUGUGAUAUUAUUUAUAUUAAUUAUGACUUGUUUUAGCAUACAAUCAACACUGAAGUUAGAACAAAGGUUUGAUCCUAAAUGGUUUAUUCCUGAAACUUCUUAUUAUAAAGAAUUUCUAUCAACACAUGAACACUACUACCCAGAAGAAGGCCAGGUGGCUAUGGUGUUUUUAGGUAAAAUGGAAUACAAUUACGAGUUUAAUAAUAUAAUAAAUAUGCUAAAUGAAUUAAGCAAUACUUCCUAUGUUAUGGAUGUGGAGACAUGGAUGGAACCCUUUUGUGGAUAUGUGUUGAAAAAUUAUAAUCAUGAUUUAAGAAAUUCCUCUGUUACCAAUACUGAAUUUAACAGAUAUCUGUCUAGAUUUCUGUUUAGUCCUAUUGGUGGCAAGUUUCAAGCUAGCUUUCAAUUUCAAGAAUCUUUAGUUUGCGGUAGCCCUGCUAGUGAAAUUGAGGCUUCUAUUAUGUCAUUUAAACUUAAAAAAUUUCGAGGCCCGGAGGAAUAUAUACCAGCAAUGAAUCAUGUUAAAAAUAUUGUAAAAUCUGCUAACAUAUCUACAGGAGAUGGUUACCGCAGUGUUUGGUCCAAAGUAUUUGCUAAUUGGGUAACUGAUGAAAUAAUAGCUGUUGAGGUAGAGAGGAACAUUGAAUUAGCUUUGUUGUGUGUAAUGGCUUGUACCAUUAUACUUAUAACUAACUUACAAAUGUGUUUGUGGAUAUUUAUUUGUGUACUGUUAACUAUAAUAAAUGUUCUAGGAUGGAUGCAAAGGUGGGGUAUGACAGUCGAUAUAGUGUGCUGUAUAGGCCUCGAACUAGCAAUUGGUUUAUGUGUAGAUUAUGCUGCUCAUGUUGGUCACACAUUCUUAACAAUCACAAGUGGCACGCGCAAUGAUAGAGCCUUUAAAACUGUUACUUCUAUUGGUUCAGCAGUUUUAUUAGGUGGUGGAUCUACUCUUCUCUCUUUAUCUCUUUUGAGUAUGUCUAAAGCUUAUACCUUCCAGUCAUUUUUCAAGAUUUUUCUACUUGUUAUCCUAUUUGGUUUAUUCAAUGGUUUGGUAUUUUUACCAGUAAUUCUUUCAUUAGUGGGACCUGAUGCAUACAAAAUGCAUGAAGUUGUUAAAGAUUCUUCACCAGAGACUGUUGAAUUAAAUGGAAAAAAUAAUGAAAAGGAACAUCAUAGCAUUAACACAUGA
Molecule: messenger RNA, 2832 nt
Organism: Parnassius mnemosyne (clouded apollo)
Lineage: Eukaryota; Metazoa; Arthropoda; Insecta; Lepidoptera; Papilionidae
Source: the annotation of a GenBank genome assembly